This is a messenger RNA of Myripristis murdjan (pinecone soldierfish), 1997 nucleotides long. It is a transcript of the gene tm2d1, whose product is annotated as TM2 domain containing 1. The coding region runs from base 67 to 660 and encodes 197 amino acids. NCBI's taxonomy places the organism in Eukaryota, Metazoa, Chordata, Actinopteri, Holocentriformes, Holocentridae. The record is from RefSeq and is a predicted model, not a curated record. The transcript has 7 exons.
UUCCGCCAGCACCUGAAAGCGGCAGCGGGCUCGGAGCGGUCACGUGACAGGGUUCUCAGAGCCAACAUGGCGUCGCGGUGGAGGCGGCUGCUGUGUUUCCGCUCCGGGCUGUGGGCGCUGCUGUUUUACUGCGUUUACACGCAGCUGAGGGGAGCCGAGGCCGAGGAGGCGGACUGGUGCGAGAACCUGCGGCUCGGACAGUAUCUGUGCAACGACCCGAAGAUCGACGAGGCCACGCAGGAGCCGGAGAACUGCAAGGACAUGGUGGCGUGGGUGGAGUGCCUCCCAGCUCCCAACAUCAGCUGUCGGCUCUCCAACGGGACGGAGGUCAGGUUCAGCGGGGAGGAGGUGGGCUUCAACAAAACCAUCGCCUGCAGGAAUGUGAGCGGUUACUCCUACAAAGUGGCUGUGGCCUUGUCCCUGUUCCUCGGCUGGCUCGGAGCCGACCGCUUCUACCUGGGAUAUCCUGCUCUCGGUCUGCUGAAGUUCUGCACCGUUGGCUUUUGUGGAAUCGGCAGUUUGGUCGACUUCAUGCUGAUCGCCAUGCAGAUCGUGGGUCCGUCUGACGGGUCCAACUACAUCGUGGAUUAUUACGGCGCCCGGCUGACCCGGCUGUCCAUCACCAACCAGACCUACAGGAGAACCCAGAUCUCUGUGUGAAGGUCUCGAGGAGCCGCCGUGUUGCUUCUGUUCUGUUCAGUGACGCCGUACAAAAAAAAGAUCAAUCGAUCGAUAACCAAUACAGUGCUAAUCAUCAUUCUGUAUUGAUUUCCAUGACAUCGUUGAGCACAGUUCACAUCGACCGUCUGAAACCCACCACCCCAUGAGCAGGCUUUUAUUUUGACAGGUCUUAUUGAACUCGUUCUCCUUUGGCCUUUUUGUGGACGCUGCAGAUUCUUGUCUUAGAAAAAAGCUACUUAUAAAGUUAAAAUACCACUUUGAUCAGACUUCUUCCUUCUUUUGUCCUCUAAGCAAAAAAAAACAUUUUGCCAAUUUUUUUUUUUUUUUUUUUUGUCUGUUUCUUUUUGUUUUGUUUUUUCUUUUAUUAGAUUUAGGGUUUGUUGUCUUUUUUCAUAAAUAUACAUUUUCAGACAGGAUUCUACACUGACCAACUGAAAAAAAAAAAUUACUGGCCAAAAUAGCAAAUUCUUUUAUAUUUUUUUAAAGAAAUAUUUCUUCUUUCUUUGUUUUCUUUUUAUUGUUGAGUGUAAGGAUUCUUUUUCUUUUUUUUUUAUGAAUAUACAUUUUCAGACAAGAUUCUACAUUUACCAAUGGAGGAAAAUGCAUUUUCAGUGGACACAGUAGCAAUUUAUUUUAUGUUUUUGAAAGAAAUAAAGGAAAUUUUGUUCAGAGGGUUAAAUAAAACAUUUCAAAAUAAAUGCCCACCCAUUAGCUUGUGGGUGUCAGAGGGUUGAAGCUGCACGCUGAGGGAUGACACUACAGACAGGAGCCUGGAUAUCAGAGGGGGGGGGUUAUUGUCAUGUUAUUGUUGUAGCUUUGAAUGAAUGAUGAUCCAGGGGGCGCCGCUGAGGCUAAACUGAGUCAAGUGAACAUCGGUCACUGGGACUUUCCCAGUAAAUCAGGACGAUAUUGACAGGAACAGUCCAGUUACUGAUCAAUAUCUGGAUCAAAUGGACUGAUCAGUUUAGAGCAUUGAGCCCCACUGACCCACACAGAUUCUGCUGUUUAGCUCAGUGCUGCCCCCGCUGGACACAACACUGACCUGCACUGUUUCUGUCUGAGCAGACAGUGGAUGGAAGGAAAGAAACUGGCUGUAGUCUCUCUCUCUCUCUCUCUCUCUCUCUCUCUCUCUCUCUCUCUCUCUCUCUCUUUCUUUCUUUCUUUCUUUCUUUCUUUCUUUCUUUCUCUCUCUCUCUCUCUCUCUUUGUUUACUGUGUUGUUUUUUUAUUUAUUUGACAUUAUUAUAUUCACUGUUGCGCUGUUAUGUCUCUGCAUGUAAAUGAGUUGUAAAUAAAGUGUCCUUUUUCUUAAAUCCA